AAAAAUUGUGGGCUUUUGACCUGGAAAGUGCUGAAAUGAGCUCUUGUUUAUCUGACUCGGAAGCUACCAAUCAGGAAGCUAACUUCAUCUCCGGGUGAUUCUCACGCUGCUUCUCUUUAUCUCAGUCCUCGUCUUAUGACUUCCAAGGCCAUGAAUCUCCCAACCUUCACUGCGUCUGACUAGUUUAUAAACGUCAUGCUGCUGCUAAGCCUACACUCCGACCGACCCCGAUAAGAGCGUCCCGGUUUCCCCUCCCGGUGCAGACAGUAGGGAGGAGGUUAGCUCCAGGAUGAGGCGCCUGCUGCUCAGCCGCGCUGUUAAUGCUCCUGCAACCUUUCGGGCCAUGUGGCUGCUGAGGUCUGCGUUUACAUCGAAGAGCCGGGCAUUUAUCCUGCGCACACCCUCUAUGCAGGGCGACAGCAUUUGCAACGGGACGCACAGCAAGAAGGCGUUGCUGUCGGACCCUCAGCUGUUUGAUGCCAAGUUCGAGGAGCUGGUGACCGAGCUGACAGAGAGGGACCUGCGGGAUCCUGGGCUGGCGGACGCCCUGAACAGGCUGAGAGAGGUUUUAAAUUACAAUGUUCCCGGAGGCAAGAAGAACAGAGGGCUGUCGGUGAUUGGCUCCCUGAGGGAGCUGCUUCCGGCCUCCCAGCUCACCCAGGAUGCUGUGCAGCGAGCGCUGACGGUGGGCUGGUGCAUUGAGAUGCUUCAAGCGUUUUUCCUCAUGGCGGAUGACAUCAUGGAUGCAUCUGUGACUCGGAGAGGACAGCCUUGCUGGUACAAGAGGGAUGGAAUAGGGCUAGACGCAAUAAAUGAUUCUUUUCUCGUGGAGUCGUCAAUAUACAGAUUACUUCGGAGGCAAUGCAGGGAUCAGCCCUAUUAUGUCCAUUUACUGGAGCUUUUUAAUGAGACCACUUUCCAGACUGAGUUUGGUCAGACACUGGACCUCCUGACGGCUCCACCGGGUCAAAUUGACCUUAACAGAUUUACCCUGGAGAGAUAUAAAGCCAUUGUGAAAUACAAGACUGCUUUUUACUCGUUUUAUCUCCCAGUGGCCUCUGCAAUGUACAUGGCAGGAAUUAACAGCGAAGAGGAACACAACAACGCCAAACACAUCUUACUGGAGAUGGGCGAGUUCUUCCAAAUACAGGAUGACUUCUUGGACUGCUACGGUGACCCUGCAGUGACUGGAAAGAUCGGGACGGACAUCCAGGACAACAAAUGCAGCUGGUUGGUGGUGAAAGCCCUGCAAGUGAUGACUCCUGAGCAGAGAUCGGUGCUGGAGGCUUGCUACGGGCGCAAGGACGAAGCCAGCGUGGCAAAGGUCAAAGAGCUGUACGACGCCCUUCAAAUGCCGACGCUGUAUCACACGUACGAAGAGGAGAGCUACCAGCGGCUGCAGGAACUCAUCGCUCGGCACGCUCGGAAACUCCCUCACUCCAUCUUCCUCAACUUCGCCAAGAAGAUUUACAAGAGGAACAAGUGAGGGGGCGGAGCCAGCCGUAGAACGUCACAGAAGAGAACUGUAGCCGAGCUGUAAAAAUCAAUUUGUCAGCGAUCUGCACAGACGAGAUUCAGUAGCUUUACAGCGAGUUAUGAAUGUCAUGGAGCACCUUUUUUAUUAACUGAGAAAGGGGUUCAUUUGCCUCAGAAAAUUCUCAUAGAGGUAUUGUUUAUAUUUUGACAACAAUGUUCUAUAAAGAGUCGUUCUGUAUUUGGGCUCCUGUAGGGGCUGUGCAUGAGUCAAAGCAGAUGUUUUCCUGGGAGACUAUUGCCUGACAUCUUUUUUAUGGUUUUUGUAAAGUACCUAAGUAAGUAAUUGCACUUAAUAAAUUAUUUAUACCAUGUGCCUUUUUGUAUCUUUUUUCUGUGUAAUUAAAGCAAUUAACAGCAACUGUGUUUUGCUGAGAGAAAAAAAAAAA
Fundulus heteroclitus (mummichog) is the source of this 1922-nucleotide messenger RNA. It is a transcript of the gene fdps, whose product is annotated as farnesyl diphosphate synthase (farnesyl pyrophosphate synthetase, dimethylallyltranstransferase, geranyltranstransferase). The transcript is spliced from 9 exons. Gene Ontology annotation, cellular component: cytoplasm. NCBI's taxonomy places the organism in Eukaryota, Metazoa, Chordata, Actinopteri, Cyprinodontiformes, Fundulidae. Gene Ontology annotation, molecular function: dimethylallyltranstransferase activity; (2E,6E)-farnesyl diphosphate synthase activity. Gene Ontology annotation, biological process: trans, trans-farnesyl diphosphate biosynthetic process. The record is from RefSeq and is a predicted model, not a curated record. The coding region runs from base 290 to 1486 and encodes 398 amino acids.